AUGGAGCCGGACGUUUCCGCGCCGGCCGGCAUGUUUACCGUCCAGCAGACGCCGUCCACCGUGCUGUGCUGCCUGUGCGGCACGGCCAUGCCGCCCAACCCGACCGGCAUGUGCCCCGGCUGCAUCCGCACGCACGUCGACAUUACCGAGGGCCUCCCGCGCCGCCUGUCGGUGCUGCGCUGCCCGCCGCCGUGCGGAAGGUUUCUCGCGCCGCCGCGCGCGUGGAUCCGCGCGGAGCUCGAGUCGAAGGAACUCCUCACGUUCUGCCUUAAGCGCAUGAAGAAUCUCAACAAGGUGAAGCUGGUGGACGCGUCCUUCAUCUGGACUGAGCCGCACUCCAAGCGAAUCAAAAUCAAGGUGACGAUACAGAAGGAGGUCCUCAGUGGAGCCGUGCUGCAGCAGACGUUCGUUACAGAAUACGUGGUGGAGGAUCACAUGUGCGACGCGUGCACGCGGUCGGCAGCCAACCCCGACCAGUGGGUGGCGGUGGUGCAGCUGCGGCAGAAGGCGGAGCACAAGCGCACGUUUCUCUUCCUGGAGCAGCUUAUAUUGAAGCACGGUGCUGACGCCAACACCAUUAACAUCCGCCAGGUGCACGACGGCAUUGAUUUCUAUUACGCCAACCGCUCACACGCACAGAAGUUUGUUGACUUUGUAUCGGCCGUGGUGCCAGCUCAGCACCGCAGCGACAAGCAGCUGGUGUCUCAUGACAUCCACACAGCCUCGUACAACUACAAGUACACUUUCUCGAUACACUUUCUCGGUGGAAAAUUGCCCCAGUGUGCAGGGAAGACCCGAUCUGCCUCCUUCCAAAGGCCCCGAAUGCGUGUGGCACGGCAGCCAACCAACCCUCUAGUCCUCUGCAUCCGCGUCUCCAACUCGCUGCAACUGCUCGACCCCUCCACCCUGCACGCCACCUGCCUCAACUCCUCCCAGUACUGGCGCUAUGGCUUUAAGCCCCUGCUCUCAUCGCGCCUUCUCCCCACUUCCCCUCCUCCCGACUCGCCUUGCAGGUACACUUUCUCUGUGGAAAUCUGUCCCGUGUGCAAAGAGGAUUUGAUCUGCCUCCCUCCAAAGGCCGCCAACGCGUGUGGCAUGGCAGCCAACCCUCUAGUCCUCUGCAUCCGCGUCUCCAACUCGCUGCAGCUGCUCGACCCCUCCACCCUGCACGCCAUCUACAUCGACUCGAACCAGUACUGGCGCUAUGGCUUUAAGCCCCUGCUCUCCUCGCGACAGCUUGUGGAAUAUGUGGUUCUAGAUGUUGAGACCGUGGGCGGCGGGGGGGGAUGGGGGGGUGGAGGCGGAGGGGGAGCAGGGGGAGGAGGAGUGGGGGGAGCGCCGCACAAGGCGGGGGGAGGGGCGUUGGGGAAAUUUAUGCUGGCAGAUGUGCAGGUGGCGCGGGUGGCGGACUUUGGGAAGAACGAUGUGAUGUUCACUGCACGCACGCACCUGGGGCACCUGCUGCGCCCAGGAGAUUAUGCCAUGGGGUAUGAUUUACACGGGGCCAACCUCAACAGUGAUGACCUGGCCAGGUACAGCAACAGAGCCACCCUUCCCGACGUCAUUCUCGUGCGCAAGAGCUACGAGGAGAAGCGCAAGAAGAGGCGUGGCAAGCCGCGGGCGUGGAAGCUGAAGCAGCUUGACAUGGAAGUAGACGGGGGCGCCGGGGGAGCAGCAGAGAGAGGAGAACGAGGAGGAGGAGGAGGUGGUGGCGCGAAGGGACGGAUCGACGAGGAGAGGGAUGCGGCGGAUAAAGAGAGGUUUUUGGAGGAGUUGGAGGAGGAUGCGGAUAUGCGGUCGCGGAUUGCUGUUUACAGGGACCCGGCUUAUGUGGCGCCGGCGGCAGGAGGAGGAGCGAGAGGAGGGGAUGAGAUGGUGGAUGCUGGGGAGGAGGAGGAGGAGGAGGAGGAUGGGGAGGAGGUUCCGGAGAUUCCGCUGGAAGAGUUGUUGUCGGAUUUGAGGAUUGCAGGAGAGGAGGCGGAGGAAGGGGAGGUGGAGGAUGAGGAUGACGAUCUGAUGGAGACAUGA
Closterium sp. Naga37s-1 is the source of this 2028-nucleotide messenger RNA. NCBI's taxonomy places the organism in Eukaryota, Viridiplantae, Streptophyta, Zygnematophyceae, Desmidiales, Closteriaceae. The record is from the annotation of a GenBank genome assembly.